AAUUGCAAGGUCGCCUGCCAGGCCGCCGGGGUCGUCAUGGGCAACGAGCUCGCGAAGCGCUACGCCAUCGAGCCCGACGCGACGGGCAGCGGCGGCCACGGCUACUCGUGGAAGUCCUAUUCGGCGACGCGCAAAAAGGACGGGCUCGAGGUCAGCGUCUUCGUCUUCGACAAGUCGGCGCUGGAGAAGAAGCUGCGGGGCCAGGGGAAGGACUUGGUGCGCCAGAUCGUCGAGGUCAUGCGGCGCGACGUCGAGGUCAUGGCCGAGUACUCGGGCGUGGACCCGAAAGCGUUGGAAAAGGCGCGCGCGCCCGGCGCGUCCGGCGGCGCGAGCUUAAGGGACGCGAUGAUGAGCGGCGUCACGGGCGUCGCCGUCGCGACGGCGACGAAGCGCGCGCCGCUGGGGUGCCUGCAGCUCAUCGAGACGCUCGAGAGCCGCACCGCGGCGGUCUUUGUCGGCGAGCGCGUCGCGUGCUCGCUCGGCAACGCGGUCCACAAUUUGUGGCCCAACGUCGACGCCGCGCACGUGCCCCGCGACUGGCUGAGCGCGGACCUGAGCGAGGCCGAGGUGUCGCGCGGCGGCGCGUCGCUCUGCGACGCGCUCAUGGCCAUGCGCGGCGUCGGCGGGUUGCCGCCGCGGUGCCACCUCGGCGUGUCGCCGGAGAACGUCUGGCUCACGAAGACGGGCGACUGGCGCCUCGGGGGCUUCGGGCUCAGUUUACCGCUGCCGCCGGGCCAGUACGACGUGCCGAGCCCCUACUUUGGCGGCGCGGCGGGCGCGGACGGCUACCAGGCCGGCGACGGCGCGGAGCUCGCGUUAUUGACGGGCGGGCCGCGGCUGAGCUACUGCGCGCCGGAGCUCACGGCCGAGGGCCAGCGUAUUGUUUCGUGCGCGGCCGACGUCUUCAGCUUGGGCUGCGUGCUCUGGGAGGCCUACGGCAAGCGGGGCAUGGGCAGCCGGGGCCAGCGGUCCGCGCCGCUCCUCGACGGCUGCGGCGACUCGCUCUACCGCCACCGGUCCAUGGUCGCGACGAAGCUGGCGCAGAACCUGGACGUGGCGCUGCUCCCGCCGCUCGCGCGCGACGCCGUCGGCCGCGCGCUCGCGCCGGGCCCCGCGGGCCGGCCCGACGCGGCGGCGCUCCGCGGCUGCCCCGCGUUCCACAGUACGCCCGUCAUGGCCCUCAAGGAGCUCGACGGCCUCGCGUCCAAGGACCCGACGGGCGCCAUGUCGUUCCUCGGGUCGCUCGCGCCCAUGCUCGCCGAAGACGCGCCGCCGGAGAUGGCCGCGUGCUUCGACGACCGCGCGCUGAAGGUCGUCGUCGUCGUCGUACCGAACCUGGACGCGGCGACGCGCGCGCGGCCCCAGCUCUGCGCGCACGCGUCGGCGGCGGUGCUCGCCUGCGCGAAGCGCCUCGACGCGGCCGACUUCCGGACGACGCUCCAGCCGCUGCUCGAGCGCUUCUUGGGCGACGAGAAGACGCCGCCCGCGGCGCUCCACGCCGUCGUGUCCCACGCGGGGCUGCUAUUAGAGCGCGCGGACGCCGCCUGGGCCGCGACGCGCGUCACGGACGCGCUCUGCCGCGCGCUCCGCGAGGCGUCGGGCGCCGCGCUCGUCGACGCGGCGCUCGCGCAGCUCGGCGACGGCGACACGCUCGACGCGCUCGUCGCCAAGUCCUCGCUCGCGGGGCCGGGGGGCGCCUGCGGCAAGCUGAGCGGCGAGCUCGUGCCCGCGGUGUGCCGCGUCGCCGUCGCGGCGACGUCGCCCCUCGGCUGCAAGGUCCGGGCCCACAAGGCCCUCGCCGCGUGCCUGGAACGGCCCGCGGCCACGCCCCCGGACGUCGUCUCGGGCGUCUGCGUGCCCGCGCUCCACGCGUCCGUGAAGAAGGUCGACGGCCACCCGGCGCUCGCCAUGUGCGUGUUAGGGUGCUACGACGUCGUCGCGAAGCGGCUCCCGGAGCGGAGCCGCAUCACGCGCGACGUGCUGCCCGCGCUCGUGCCGUUGUUGGACGAGAAGACGCUGAACGCGAAGCAGUUCGAGAUGGUCGUCGUCCGCGUCGAGCAGAUGCUCGCGGCCGCGGUCAAGGCGCGGCGCACGGAGCUGAGCGUCGGCGGCGCCGCGCCCGCGCCGGAGGCCGCGCCGGCCGUGCCGGGCGCGCGCGCGGGCGGCUACGCGCAGCCCGACUGGGACGCGCCCGCGCCCGCGUGGAAUCCGCCCGCGCCCGCCGCGGCGUGGAACCCGCCCGCGCCCGCGCCGGCGCCGCGGCCCCACAGCGCCGCCGACCCCUUCGCGCUCCACGGCGCCGCGCCGCCGCCGCGCGCCGCGCCGGCGCCGCGCGCGGCGCCGCGCAGCGCCCGCGGCGCGGCCCGGAGCCCGCCGCGGCAGCAGGACGCGACGUGGACGCCGCCGGGCGCCGCGGCGCAGCUCGACGCCAACGCCGCGGAGAUCGCGCGGCUCAAGCAGCAGCUCGCGUCCGCGUCCGUCGGGGGAGGGGUGGCCGACCAGAUCGCGACGGCGCGGAGCGAGAUCCAGAGCCUCCAGUCCCAGCUCUCGCAGCCCGCGGACCCCUUCGGCGGCGCGGGCAUGGGCGGCGGGGGCAUGGGCGGCGGUUUCCAGCAGCCGCAGCCGGACCCCUUCGCCAUGGGCGCGCCGGCCGCGCCGGCGCCGGACCCCUUUGGGAUGGGCGGCGCGCCGCUGGGCGGAGGCGGCAUGGGCGGCGGCAUGCAGAUGGGCGGCGGCGGCAUGAGCGCCAUGGGCGGCGGCGGCAUGCAGAUGGGCGGCGGCAUGCAACCGGGCGGCGGCAUGAGCGGCAUGAGCAGCGGCAUGGGCGGCGGCAUGAACGGCGGCAUGGGCGGCGGCAUGGGCGGCAUGCAGCAGAUGGGCGCGCCGGACCCGUUCGCCGCGCAGCAGCAGCCCGCGAUGGGCGGCGACCCCUUCGCGGGCCAGGGCCUGAUGCAGCAGCCGCCGCCGUCGAACUCGGGGAGCGCGUUCGACUUUAUGCGUGGUGCUCGGGGCCGGAACCGCCCGGCGCCCCGCUGCGCGACGCGCAUGUGCGACAAGGCGUCCAUCCGGGAGCCCUUCGUCCAGCGGGGCACGACGUGCCUCGACGCCGGCGUCUACGCGGCGAACUGGCUGGGCUGCGGUCGGUGCGGUUCGUCGGCGCUCCCCGCGGCCGCCAAUCUGCGCGUCGAGGAGGAGGAGGACUCCGACGACGGCGAGGCGGCCGAGGAGACGGAGUUCGAGCACCGCUGCCGCGACUGCAACGCUCUCGUCGCGACGCACUUCCACCGCUUCGUCGCCGGGCCGCUGGCGCGGCGCUGGCUCAUGGAGUGCGCGCUCUGCGGCCGCGGCGCCGACGAGCGCGCGGCGCUCGCGGCCGUCGCCGCGGGCCGCGGCGCCCCGGGCCCGGACCCGCCGCCGCCGCCGCCGCGCCGCGCGCUCUCGGCCGCGGCCGUCGCCGCGUCGAGCGACGCGCUCCUCGCGCGCGCGGCGGCGACGCUCGGCGUCGAGAGCGACGACGACGACGACGACGAGCCAAAGCUGAAGAGCUCUCCGAGCGGACGAGUGAUGGCAUCUCUCCUCGACGAGGCCUCGGAGGAGCCGCCCCUCCUGGCCCUGCUGCUCCGGCUCCAGCGGGAGCCCGACGGCCUCGUGGCCGCGGAGCCCGUCGUCGACGACGACGACGCCGAGGCCACGGGCGCUCCCAGCCGGUCGCCGGAGGAGCACCGGUCGCUGGCGCUCGCGGCCCUCGACGGCGCGACGCGCGACGCGCGGCGCGCCGCCGCGUCGUCCCUGGCCCGCGAUACGCUCGCGCGCUUCGCCGACGCCUACGCCGGCGACGACGCGGGCGGCGUCGCCGCCGCGCGCGCGCACGGCGCGUGGCUGGCGCGCGUCCGACCGCGGGCGCUCGCGUUCCCCGCGGCGUUCCCGACGGCGGCGGCGAGCGGCGCGCUCGACGUGCGCGCCACCGGCGACCGCGCGGCCCUGCUCUUCGACUCGGCGCGCUGGCACCCCUGGGCCUACGACCGUUUUACGAACGAGGCCUGCGCCGCGGAGUUCGAGCGCUACGUCGCGUACCAUUUCGAGGUCGCCUGCGGCCACCUCGACGCGCUGGGCACACCCCGGGCGCUCGACGUCCUCGUGCGCGUCGCGGACCGGCCCAUGCUCCUGCGGCCCUGCGCGCUAUUUUGCGUGAAGCGCCUCGUCGACGUCGUCUUCCAGUACCCCCGGCG
Aureococcus anophagefferens is the source of this 4229-nucleotide messenger RNA. RefSeq lists its product as hypothetical. The transcript has 6 exons. The record is from RefSeq and is a predicted model, not a curated record. Lineage: Eukaryota; Pelagophyceae; Pelagomonadales; Pelagomonadaceae. The annotation marks the transcript as partial.